UUUCUUUACUUACCACUCGGCCGGCAGCCCGCCUGAGGGCUCCGACUCUACUCCCGAAGGCUCACCGUUCGCCCGCCAAGAGGACAGGUCAAGCCUCCAAGAAGUGUCCAGCUCCUCAGAGGGAAGCAUCGCAACCAGGCGCGCCGCGACUUUCUCGACCUGCCGACUACUACCGGACUACUCCCCGACGGCUGCCUCAUUCCUCCUUCACUUUCUCUGCGCCCGAAGGAGAAGGGCGCGUCUGUUCAGGGGCGCUCAUCGACUGGAACCGUUCCUGCCUAAGGGAGACGCGGGCGCUGGGUUUUCUUAGCCAACCCUUCCGACACGAGGGCGGAACCUGCUCGUGUGAGGAGUCCGGAGCGUGGAAACGCUCUCGGAAGCGCCGCGCAGAACCCGAGCCUGAAGCCGAGACCCGACGCCAGUCCCGACUCGGCGGGGCCGUUUGGGAUUUGACAUCUCGUUUAGCCAAUAGGAUCUGUUGGCUAUGAGUCCAGAGCCUAACAAAGCAUUCUAAGGGAUCCGCGAUCUUCUGACGGGGACCCGCUUUCCGUUUUCUCCCUCUGUUUCAGCUUCAGCUCAACUGAUCAUCCUCGCUCCCGCGUGGGAAGAAAAAAGGCGAUCCUGUCAAACGUGGCUGUCUAGGAAGAGGGAGGCGAGAGGCCAGCUCUCCGGAGAAGUGCGGGCAGCCGGCCUCGGCUGAAAGCAGACUUUCCUUUUGCUGGGAAAAAGCAGUCAGCGGGUCGGAGGGAGAGGAGCCUACACAGUCUUCUCUGUGUUGAAAAUUCGGCCGAGAUGAAAUAACGGAACGCGGGGAUGCCUCUGUGCGCGCUUGGACCCACGCGCACCCACUGCUGCGGAGUUUCUCGCCUUCCCGCGGAGGAUCGGAGCGUCGCCGCUCUGUGAGAGGGCGGGAAGCAGCCCAGGCUGCGGUUCUAACUUGUCUUUUCCUCUCCUGCCUGCUCUUUUCUGAAUUUUGUAUGGUUGCGGUUGGGAAAUUGGGUGAGCACAUCGGUUCCUGCUCCCGAACUACCUUCUCCACUUUGCCUCCUGAUUUAUUUCCGAGUAAUAGAAGUCUGCUCGCCUCAGAAGACUGAGAAACAACGGCUGCAGUACUUUAAUAAUCAUUUAAUAACAAGUAACCCUCCUGCCAUCUGAAGAAACCAUCCUCCUCCUCCUCCUCCUCCAACUAUCUUUCACCCUUGACACCCCCCUCGCCCCUCCUCCCCCCAUGCCACUGGAUGCUGAAGACAGAUUGGGAAUUUGUAAGCGAUGCAAGUCCGAUAAAGCUGGAGUCUGCAGCCGGGACACGGAGAAGGUUCGCUAGGUAGUUCCUUAAAGAAGCGGGUCUGCAGGAUGAAUAAAAGAUACUUGCAGAAAGCAACAAAAGGAAAACUGCUAAUAAUAAUAUUUAUUGUAACACUGUGGGGGAAAAUAGCAUCUGGGGCAAAUCACAACAAAGCUCAUCAUGUUAAAACUGGAACUUGUGAAGUGGUGGCUCUCCACCGAUGUUGUAAUAAGAACAAAAUAGAAGAAAGAUCACAGACAGUCAAGUGCUCCUGCUUUCCUGGGCAGGUAGCAGGUACCACUCGAGCAGCUCCUUCUUGUGUUGAUGCCUCAAUUGUAGAACAAAAAUGGUGGUGCCAUAUGCAACCAUGUCUUGAAGGGGAGGAAUGCAAAGUUCUCCCAGAUCGAAAAGGAUGGAGCUGUUCAUCUGGGAAUAAAGUGAAAACAACAAGGGCCAACGUGUAAAACCAUUCAAGAACAAGAAGAUUUCUGCAGUGCCUGAUGACAAUUUUUGAUAUUCCACACACACAAAAUGUUCUGUCUCCACGUUUGGAGCAAUAGUUGUGAUGAAUCCUAGUCUUGGUCGGAUUCUCAGGAAGGGUCAGAAGGUGCGUUGAUGAGGAGAGAGUCAAAACUACUGAAAGAUGCUCCAGCCUUGGUUUGUUAUCAAAGAACAGCAGGUAACUUGAUAGCAGAAAAUAAACCAUUUCAAACUCAAGACUGAUAACAUUCAUUACAAAGAAGCUGGAAGUUUUCGUAGUUAAAGAUGAUCUUUGAGGUUUAGGUUAAAAUUGCUGGUACAAACUGGUUCAGUGAGGAUGUAUGCUUUAAUCAACAGCUACUGGAGAUCAAUAGUGCAAGAAAGUCAGACAUACAAACUCUCUAAAAUAAAGAUUUCAAUGGAAAGAACUGUGUAUUUGUAAACACAAGAAGAAAGUACAUGCACUUUUUGGCAAAAAAAAAGUGAAAAGUAUGGUAAAAGGAUGCUGAAACAGUAGUAGUCUUUUUGAUCCUGGGCUUGGACUCAAAAUAUUUAACCUCUACAAACUAACUCUUUGAAAUGUACUGACAUAGCUUAUUUGAAAUAUUUCCAGUCCUCUGUUCAAAUACUGGUGGAACUGUGCAUUGGUUUAAUCAAAUUACUAUUCCAGAAAUUAACUUUGGAUACAGCACCGCCUUAGACACUUUAAUUUGAAUUCUAAUCUUGAAAUUCCAAGGCUAUAUAUUUCAACACACUGAAGUUGCUUUUCUUAUAGGAAUGUAAAUGUAAUAUCAUUGUUAAUCAUUAUUGUUGACAGAUAGUACUUAUCUGGACACAACAUUCUUAUACUAACAAAACAUUAGUCAGAUGUCAUUUCCUACUCAGCUACUGCAGUUCCUUACAACUGAAUAAAAGAUUGGUCAAAAAUGAAAAUUUUCUUCCGCACCCUUCCCAAUAUUUUAUUGUUAAAAUAUCUGUUUUGUAUAAUUUUAAAGAAAACAAUGUUCCUUGUAUGAACUUUAAUUUAUGGAUUUAUAAACAUUACGUCCUUAAGAAAUGGUGGUAAAUAAUAAUUAACAAUAAUUAAUUAGCUAGUCAUUUUAUGAAGGAAGACAGGGAUGCAUGUUAAAUUUUGUUCUGAAAUUUGAUGCUAUUCAUUCGAUUUUAAGAUUUCUUUUUUUUACAAAAAUAGAUGUCUUUUGUUUGGAUGCCGCCUGGAUGCAUAGUAGAUGCUUAGA
This is a messenger RNA of Ahaetulla prasina, 3003 nucleotides long. RefSeq names its product TAFA chemokine like family member 2 (gene TAFA2). NCBI's taxonomy places the organism in Eukaryota, Metazoa, Chordata, Lepidosauria, Squamata, Colubridae. The transcript is spliced from 6 exons. Gene Ontology annotation, molecular function: receptor ligand activity. The coding region runs from base 1354 to 1749 and encodes 131 amino acids. The record is from RefSeq and is a predicted model, not a curated record.